Molecule: messenger RNA, 1173 nt
Organism: Prosopis cineraria
Lineage: Eukaryota; Viridiplantae; Streptophyta; Magnoliopsida; Fabales; Fabaceae
Product: xyloglucan endotransglucosylase/hydrolase 2-like
Exons: 3
Coding region: 34-894 (286 amino acids)
Biological process (GO): xyloglucan metabolic process; cell wall biogenesis
Cellular component (GO): cell wall; apoplast
Molecular function (GO): xyloglucan:xyloglucosyl transferase activity; hydrolase activity, hydrolyzing O-glycosyl compounds
Source: RefSeq, a predicted model, not a curated record
CAUCUAUUCAAACACUCUCUCUCUCUCUAUCUGAUGAAGAUGGCUUGUACUACUGGUAAAGGGUUUUACGUGGCUGUGGUGAUUGGGAUAGUGAUGGGUUCUAUGGUGGCUUCAUGUGCUGCAAACUUCUUCCAAGACACUGAAAUAACAUGGGGUGGUGAUCGUGGGAAGAUAUUCAAUGGAGGUCAGCUUCUGUCUCUUUCUCUGGAUCACUUCUCUGGCUCUGGCUUCCAAUCCAAGAAACAGUUCCUUUUUGGGAGGAUCGAUAUGGACAUCAAGCUUGUUGCUGGCAAUUCUGCUGGCACUGUCACCACUUUCUACUUGUCUUCACAAGGACCAAAUCAUGAUGAGAUUGACUUUGAGUUCUUGGGAAAUGUUAGUGGGGAUCCUUACAUUCUUCACACCAAUGUCUUCUCUCAAGGCAAAGGCAACAGAGAGCAACAGUUCUAUCUCUGGUUUGACCCUACCAGAAACUUUCACAAAUACUCCAUCAUCUGGAAGCCACAACACAUUAUAUUCUUGGUAGAUGACAUUCCCAUUAGGGUUUUCAAGAAUGAGGAAGCUGAAGGUGUUCCCUUCCCUAAGAACCAGGCCAUGAGAAUGCAUUCGAGCCUUUGGAAUGCUGAUGACUGGGCAACAAGAGGUGGUUUGGUUAAAACAGAUUGGUCUAAGGCUCCUUUCACGGCUUAUUAUCGCAACUUCAAGAUGUCUUCGUCUUCUUCAUCAGACUCAUCAUUCUCUGGCUCUAAAGUGCAAAGCAAGAAUGAGCUUGAUGCUAAUGGUAGAAGAAGACUGAGAUGGGCUCAGAAGUACUUCAUGAUCUAUAACUAUUGCACUGAUCUCAACCGAUUCCCUCAAGGCCUUCCACCUGAAUGCAAACGUUCACGCUUCUAAGUCAUCUACGUAAAAUAUAUUUGUUGUGCUUUACUGAUUCUUUUGUCAAUAUUUUUUCAAUUUAAUAUUUAUUCUUUUCUCAAGAAGUGAAAUAAAUUUAUCAAUAUUCUACCUGCUAAGGUUGAUGUAAAUGAUAAGGGAUCUCAUUGCUAUAUCAAAUGACUGGGGAUUUGUUGAGCAUACACAGUUGGGAGAUAUACCAUUUUGAUAUCAAUAGUUGGGGAAAAAAUGUGUAUUAUUUUCCUUUGAGUGAAAUAAAAUCAAUUAUUUUAAUAGUAA